Molecule: messenger RNA, 243 nt
Organism: Protopolystoma xenopodis
Lineage: Eukaryota; Metazoa; Platyhelminthes; Monogenea; Polystomatidea; Polystomatidae
Source: the annotation of a GenBank genome assembly
AUAUUAGUUGAUAAAUGUCUCUGCUUCGUUCUGCUCCUCAUUACUGUUGGAGCUAUGAUGGUUAAGCCUUUGUGCCUGGACACAGCAGCCCGAGUUCGAACACAGCUUGGACGCUGGUUAAGCCUAGAAACGAAUACAGCUGCUGGCUCGCUCAUGUUCUCUCUCUCUGUCUCUCUUUCUCUUAAGUCAGGGAUCAAUUUGACUGGUGAACUUAAUUGGCAAAAUUCAGAGAAUUCGGGUUAG